Messenger RNA from Cheilinus undulatus (humphead wrasse), 3934 nucleotides. Its product is annotated as guanine nucleotide-binding protein G(olf) subunit alpha-like. NCBI's taxonomy places the organism in Eukaryota, Metazoa, Chordata, Actinopteri, Labriformes, Labridae. Gene Ontology annotation, molecular function: G-protein beta/gamma-subunit complex binding; G protein-coupled receptor binding; GTPase activity. Gene Ontology annotation, biological process: adenylate cyclase-modulating G protein-coupled receptor signaling pathway. The record is from RefSeq and is a predicted model, not a curated record. Gene Ontology annotation, cellular component: heterotrimeric G-protein complex. The transcript is spliced from 12 exons. The coding region runs from base 187 to 1683 and encodes 498 amino acids.
UGCAAAAUGACAUAUAGCAAAUGUCGGAGCAUAAUUCAUUCACAUUUUCGGCUCAAAUUCGGAUUUAAAUCGCACCGCUGGAGCUCCAAUGUAACGAUGGCUCGUUAGGGCUGGCGGCGCAACUGCGAUUUUUUUGAUAUUUUAAUUUAUGAGAAAUCACAUUCACAGACAAAUAUUGGUUUCAACAUGGGGCUGUGCUACAGUUUGCGUCCCCGGCUCUUCGGGGACCUGAGCGGCUCUAUCUCCAACGCUACCUCGGACUCGGACCAGCCUCCGGACGCCGCCGUGCCGACCCGCGCCGGGGGAGCUCGCCAGGAGGACACCGGGGGAUGCGGGGAGACUUCGUCGCUACGCGGCGGCGGCGGCCCGGUGCGCCCCGGGGACCCUGCCAGGCUCCCGGCCGGGGAGCACCGCCGUGGAGACACCGGGACAGACGGUGUGCUCAUACAGAACGGAGGUGGUGGCGGAGGAGGAGGUAGUGGUAAGGGGACAGGGAAGGACCGUGGCCGCCGCUUACAGCUGCUUCAAAAGACCAGCACCCAAAAGCAGAAAAACUGGGACAAAUUGCUGGUGGAGGAGAAGGAGGCCGAGAAGGAGGCGAAGAAAGUCAGUAAGAAUAUUGACAGGGCGCUGAAGGAGCUCAAACGGGAGUACAAACAGACACAUCGGCUGCUGCUGCUCGGUGCGGGAGAGUCCGGAAAAAGCACCAUUGUGAAGCAGAUGAGGAUUCUACACGUCAACGGCUUCAACGCAGAAGAAAAGAAACAGAAAAUCCAAGAUAUUCGGAAAAACGUGAAGGAUGCCAUAGUGACUAUAGUGUCUGCGAUGAGCACUUUAAUACCCCCAGUCCCGUUAGCCAACCCAGAGGACCAAUUCAGAAUCGAAUACAUCAAAAGCAUAGCACCUCUCUCGGACUUUGACUAUCCACAGGAGUUCUUUGAUCAUGCAAAGAAGCUGUGGGAUGACGAAGGAGUGAAGGCGUGCUUUGAGAGGUCCAAUGAGUACCAGCUCAUCGACUGUGCACAAUAUUUCCUUGACAGAAUUGACUCUGUAAGACAGAACGACUACACACCAACGGACCAGGACCUGCUACGCUGCCGAGUGUUAACUUCAGGGAUUUUUGAGACGAGGUUCCAAGUAGACAAAGUGAACUUUCACAUGUUUGAUGUUGGAGGCCAGAGAGAUGAAAGGAGAAAAUGGAUCCAAUGCUUUAACGACGUCACUGCUAUCAUCUUCGUGGUGGCCAGCAGCAGCUACAACAUGGUAAUAAGGGAAGACAACAACACCAACCGGCUACGGGAAGCCCUGGACCUCUUCCGCAGUAUUUGGAACAACAGAUGGUUACGCACUAUAUCGGUCAUAUUAUUCCUGAACAAGCAGGACAUGCUGGCUGAGAAAGUAUUAGCUGGAAAAUCCAAAAUUGAAGACUACUUCCCUGAAUAUGCUCGCUACACCAUACCAAAUGAAGCAACUCCUGAACCUGGUGAGGACCCAAGAGUGACAAGAGCUAAGUUCUUCAUCCGAGACGAGUUUCUUCGGAUCAGCACUGCGAGCGGCGACGGCAGACACUACUGCUACCCCCACUUCACCUGCGCCGUGGACACAGAGAACAUCCGGCGGGUGUUCAAUGACUGCCGGGACAUCAUCCAGAGAAUGCACCUGCGGCAGUACGAACUCUUGUGAUGGGAGACGGCCUCCGUCAGCCUUCUGUGUUCUUUCUCCACCAUUCUGCAUCCUUGACGAACCCUUCCUCCUUCCUCCUCCUCCUCCUCUCCCCAAAGAGACCCUCAACCACCCCUGACCACCCCUCCUGUCGAGGACUAUGAAGUACUACUGAAGUGUGUCAAAUCCUCUUCCUCUUCUUAACUUCUUAGCUUUUUGUACUUCUCUUUUUUUUCUCUGAGACAGUUUCAUCCCCAUUUCACCCACGUGAAAGCAAGUUUUGGGGGACAAAGUUGUUGCGUGCCGCUAUUUUUUUUUUUCUUUUAAUCCUUUUGAAUGCCUUGAUUUUGUCAUUCCACUAAGCCUUGGGCUACCUCCUUUUCCCUCCUCUUUGUUUUCUUCUGAUUUUUGGUUUUUUUUGUCAUUGGACCUGGACUGGCAGGUGUGGAAACAUAAAAACACCUACAGGACCUCAGUGUAGAGGCAGCGUGAGUGUGAUAAUGAGUGACGAGAAGGAGGAAUGCCAUGUGAGCGAACGCAUGUGUGCGUGUGUUAAAGUUCAUGUUGCCUGCUGGUUAAAGCUGGCAUCACCACCAUGACCUAUCUACUUUUUUUUUUUCUUCUUCUUUUUUUUUUUUUGCCUCCUUCAACCCGCUUCUCAUCUCUGCGUGGACGCCGACUGGACGGCGCCAAAGCCGGAGAAAUGUACAGGAGCGUACAGAGGAGAGCCGUGUGGAUGAAGAGAUAAAUGCACUUUGCAUCAGGUUCCUUAAUAACUUUUUUCAGUUUUUGUUGUUGUUUUUUUUUUUUUCUCCAGAGGAAGCAUACACACAAUGUAGCAUCACAAUAUUUAUUACCCUGUCACGAUGUUAGCUUGCCGAGCUGCAGGGUGCGCCGAGCAGCCGAGAAGGCGUGUGGAGCAAAAGAUUUCACAAAAAGUGGGAGACACGGGGCAGGAAAUACACAAAGAAGGAUUUGAAAUGAAGGAAAAAGGGACUGAGCUCUCUGCACCUUAGCCCUGCUGCCUCCACAGACUCGGACCUGCCUCCUUUUUUUUUUUUUUUGUUUUUUUGUUUUUUCUUCCCCACACACAAACCAUCCUUUUAGCGUAGAGAUACUGAUGGGAGGGGAGGGAGGGGGUUGGGAGAGAGAAAUGUAUUGUUCCUUUUUUUUUGUUUUGUUUUUUGUUAACUUGUACACUGUGCAAGAUUGAAUUAUCCUGUACAGACUGUAAAAUGUAAUAUUAUUUUGUACAACUUAAUUGAAAGAAAAACAAAUCUACUUGUAGAUCUUUGUGCCUUGAUUAUGGCUGUACCUGUAAAUGAGCUCAGAUGUAAGUAUGUUUUCGACUGCGCUGUACAGCUUGAUGUCAAUCUCUAUCAGCAGCGGAAGACUGCGGGUAGAGGACUUUCUCUGUAGAGUUUAGUUUUUUCUGGUUUAUAAAAAAAGAGGAAAUGCUGUUUAGUAAAAAAUAAAAAAAUAGGGAAAAAAUCCUAAAAACCUGUAUACAUUAUGCAAAUUAACCACUUACCUGCAGUGAAGACCAGAUGUUGCAGCGCCAUGCCUUUUUGUAUUUUGUUGGUUUUAUUUUUUCCUCCUUUUAAUCUUUUUUUUCCCUUUUUUUUGACUUUCACAGCUUUAAACAAACAUUGGAAAUCCAUUGAAAGUGUCCAAAUUGCAACCUGGUGUUGUUUUAAUAGGAACCAACAUUUUUUUUUUCGAUAUGAAGUGUGUCUGAGAUCUGUACUGAUGUGCGUGCCUGUGCGCAUGUGUACAUAAAACAAACAUAGACUCACAGACGCAUUGUGUGUAUGUGCGUGUGCGAGAGAGCGAGCGUGCGUUGUGUGUAAAAUUUUAUAAAUGUAUGUACAUGUAAAUUUAUAGGUCUAUAUAAAUAUAUAUGUACAAUUAUACAUGUUUAAUUAUGUGUGUGCCUAGGUGUACAUACCUAUGUAUGUAUACGGUAAAUAUGUAUACAUACACACAUAGGAAAGCAUGUUUAGAAUGGAGAUGAAUAAAUGAGAGCGUGCAAUAUUAGUAAUUCUUUGGUCCUUUGGAGCCACACUGAUGGCACAGGCACUAUGAAUGUGUGAGCAGCACCCAACAAGACAAGCUCUUCUCCUUGUACAAACAGCAUCAGCCUUUUCUUCUGCUACAGUACACGUCUAUCCCCGACAGAGAGUGAACUGACUGGAGGUGCAAAAACCUUGUUUGGCCUGGGAGGAUGAUUAAAUGACAUUUUUAUUUUCUUUAAAUAAAGAGGCACAUUAGA